AUGGUUGGCUCUGUAUCGCUCGUUACAUUGACGUUGUUGUUGAACGCAGGUGUGAGUUUUGCCUCAAAUGAUGCUGCAUCUUUAGCUGGAACAUGGUCUUCGAAGUCAAAUCAAGUGUUUACUGGCCCCGGAUUCUACGACCCUGUUGAUGAAUUAUUAAUUGAACCCUCUCUUCCAGGUCUCUCUUACUCUUUCACUGAGGAUGGGUAUUUUGAGGAGGCUAAUUAUCAGGUAAAAGCUAAUCCUAAGGACCCAGGGUGCCCUGUUGCAUCGCUGAUCUAUCAGCACGGGACAUACAGAUUGCUGGAUAACGGGACUUUGGUUUUGAGUCCAUUCGCCGUUGAUGGAAGACAGUUGCUAAGCGAUCCCUGUAAUGAUAAGGGAGUCUCUACUUACAGCAGAUACAACCAAACGGAGAUCUUCAAGACGUUUGAUGUGCAGAUUGAUGAUUACCAUGGGAUUUACAAGUUACAACUCAAUCAAUGGGAUGGAUCACCCAUGCAACCUCUGUAUUUGGCUUACAGACCGGCUAUGAUGCUACCUACAGUAACAUUGAACCCAACAGUGGCUUCUGAUGGCGCCCAAAGCACGGAUUCUGCCAAAGAGAAGAGAUCUUUGAGACACUUGGUGAGAAGAAGUUUGGAGAACAAGCACAGAACCAACGCCGUCAAAAAGACUCCCAACGGGAUGCUGAAUUCGGACAUGUUCUGGUAUCUGUCUGCUGGUAUGAUUGGUGUAGGUUCCCUGGUCUUUCUGUCCAGCUAG
Messenger RNA from Torulaspora delbrueckii, 765 nucleotides. It is a transcript of the gene ROT1, whose product is annotated as Rot1p. Gene Ontology annotation, cellular component: endoplasmic reticulum; endoplasmic reticulum membrane. Gene Ontology annotation, biological process: budding cell apical bud growth; 'de novo' protein folding. NCBI's taxonomy places the organism in Eukaryota, Fungi, Ascomycota, Saccharomycetes, Saccharomycetales, Saccharomycetaceae. The transcript has a single exon. The coding region runs from base 1 to 765 and encodes 254 amino acids. The record is from RefSeq and is a predicted model, not a curated record.